AUGGCCAAUACCCAGGUUACGCACCGUCAAGCAUACCGACGUACCGAUGAUUUCACGCCUGGCACACCAAAACUGAAGCUCGUCAAUGAGCCUGUACAACUACCUUUGGAUCCGACGGGCGUUCUGGUCAAAGUUCAUGCUGUAUCUCUUAACUACAGAGACGCCAACAUUUCAAACGGUGGGAACCCGUGGCCUGUGACGCCGAACGGCAUUAUCUGCAAUGACGCAGCUGGAGAAGUCAUUGCGGUUGGCGACAAAGUGAAGUCCUUGAAGGUUGGAGAUCGUGUAGCCCCCGUCAUCGACACGGAGUACAUCACUGAACGAUCAACAGGACGGUCCUGGCUUGCGGCGAAUGAAGAUGGAGUGCUGGCGAGCUAUAUCAUGUACGAUGAAGAGAUUUUUGGCAAAUUGCCUACUUACUUGGAUUGGGAGAGUGCUUGCCUGAUUCCUUGCGCAGGCGUAACAGCUUGGGCUGCACUCAGAGGUGUUGGGAUUGGUAAAAGUGUGUUGAUUCAAGGUCUGAGAGUCAUUUUAAGUUCCUCGAGCGACGAAAAGCUCGAGAAGAUGAAGCAGCUCUUUCCAACUCCGCCGAUAUCAACUGUCAACUAUGACAGGAACCCCGAAUGGCAUGAAGAAGUCCUAGAACUCACGGAUGGAAUUGGUGUAGAUCUCGUCGUGGAAAAUGGCGGGGCUUCGUCGUUGGUCAGGAGUAUGAUGUGUACGCGACGUGGUGGGAUUGUGAGUCAAGUCGGGUAUCUCGGCAAGCAGAAGCCGGAAGACCUCAAAGACUUUAUAUCGACAAUCAUCGAUAGAAGAAUAACAUUGAGGGGCAUUAAUGCUGGAUCGAAGUUCGACAUGGAAGAUCUUUGCGCAGCGUUGUCUGCAACGCGUAUGGACCUCAGCGAUAUCAUAGACACUGUUUAUGCUUUCGACAAAGCUGAGGAGGCACUACAGUCACUCUGGGAAGGAAAAGUACAAAUCUGUGUGCUUGAUGACGUUCAUCGCUCAUUCGACAACUUCUUCUGCGGCAAGGCAGGCGAGACUGCCUGGUACAAGCACGCCAGCUUUAGAACCACAACCGGGUACACUGUUUCAAUCAAGAUCUCAAGGAUGGAUCAGCUGCCACCAGAGCUGAUCGAACAAAUACUUAGCCACUUGCCUACGGCAUCUGCAAUCACUAAUCUGUCUCAAACAUGCCAGAAGUUACACGAUGUUAUCAAGAAAGGAGAGAACAGCAUAUGGCACACCUUCGCGCAAAGACAGUUUCCUAGCAUAGGUGCAGACCCACCCUGGAGAGAGACGGCCUUUAAUCUGGCUUCUCGCGCCCGAGCUUUCGACAGAAGGGCCUUCAUUGCCAGAGAAUGCGCGCCGCCACGUGACGAUGGAUCAACUCUCGUUCCGGUUCACAGAGGCCAUCAUUUCGGCUUCAUGCCAGUCAUCGACAGCUACAAUACUUCUGCCGCUGAGGGUGGUAGAGAAGUAUUAGCUUGGGGAGCAGCAGGACGUUUGAGACUUCGCACCACGAAGGGUAAAGACGUCAAAUGGUCAUCAUACAGUAUCCCAGAUGAUGCCAAUCCGCACACUGAUAUCUUGGAUCUGCACCUGCUUCGACCACGACAGAAUAGGAACAGAUUUGGCGAAUCUAUUCUCAUUCGACGGGCAAAUCGAGAAAUUGCACUGCUCAAUGCCAUGCCUGAGAAAGACAAUUGGGUUCCAGCCUCGAAAUACGUUGUCAAAGCCGAUACCACGCUUGACUGCGUAGACGUGAAUCAGGCUGUAGAUCCUCUACUCGCUGUUUGCGAUUCCAAGGCCGUACAGCUGUUUCCAGUGCAUACUUCAAAAGAAACAAUGCAGGCUGACAAGAUUGUUCCGGUGGAAGUCGUGUCGACCACAAAGCAGCGCAAGAGAUGUGCGAAGUUCAUGUCUGAGGACAGACUAGCAGUAGCCACACAACAUCUGGAGGGGCUUCAGCAAGCACCGAUCGAGAUAUUCGAUAUCUCUCCUUCAGGCCUGGAAUCCGUGCCAAUCGCUGCGCUGCAGAUAUUCUCAGCGUAUACCACAGCCACGAAAGCUCCGACAGGUCGAAUUGGUGCAAAUUGUCUGGCGAAUGUGACCGACAACCCCGAUCGUGGGUCGCCACUCCUACUUUCUGGUUGGUCAGAUGGACUUGUACGGCUCUACGAUCUACGCAGUGGAAACAAUCCUGUUCGUGCGUUCGCAGACGCAGUGGACGAUGGUCAGAUCUUCUCCUUGUUGACAAUCGGCCAGGAACGUUUCCUUGCAGGUAGUCACCAAAAUGCCUGCCUGAAAGUAUUUGAUAUGAGGAUGGACGGUCAGGUGUACAGCUAUAGGCAAACAAGACCGAUCGAGCCACCGACUAGCUCGAAAAACGGCGCAGUUUCGACGCCUUCAGGCCAAUCUUCAUCUCGAUCUGCUCGUGGGUUGAACAUAUUCUUGGCCUUAACUGUACAUCGUGCGACGCAGCCAUGGCAACCACUACCAGGGCGACAGAAUAACGCUAGGCUCCCAAGAUAUCGUGGUAGCAUUUACAGCUUAUCGUCUCCUUCACCUAGCUCCAGGACCGUAUACGCCGGUAUUGAAAAUCAUGUGAUCCAAUUAGACUUUAUGAACACGGAUGACUGGCUGGUCAAUCGUGGUAAGGUCAGAAACCACUUGGAUGACCGGCCUGUUUUGAACCUAUCAUGUUACGAGAGACCUCGUAGGGGUCACGAAAGCACCGACAUUGUCCUGCUCCGCAAACAGAGAGACCUCGAAAUUAGUGCCUUGAAAGACCAAGAUAUUGAGCCCGGGUGGGAUGAACGAUGGAAGCUGGAGCAGCAACGUACGAGGAAGGGUAUGGCAGCUAGUUGGUGGCAGAGUCGAUCGUAA
Lithohypha guttulata is the source of this 2889-nucleotide messenger RNA. RefSeq lists its product as uncharacterized. NCBI's taxonomy places the organism in Eukaryota, Fungi, Ascomycota, Eurotiomycetes, Chaetothyriales, Trichomeriaceae. Gene Ontology annotation, molecular function: oxidoreductase activity; protein binding. The record is from RefSeq and is a predicted model, not a curated record. The transcript has 5 exons. The coding region runs from base 1 to 2889 and encodes 962 amino acids.